CUCCAUCAAUGCAGUGUUAAAUUGAAUUCAGCAAAUAUUAUCACCUCGGUAACCCAGUUAUCAAAUCGGCCACUAUGCGCUACUUACCCUCAAGCUACCACCGGCCUUUACUGCCAAAUGGCCAAUAUCCUCCCAUCGAUUGGCAACUAUAUGGCUAUAUGGGUGCGUGUUGCUGGCCACCAGCCAUAAACAUUUCGAAAUGGCGUUAUAUCGUAGAUACAGUUAUGAUAAUGUGCCAAUUUAUAUCCGAGUGUUCGGUGCUGUUUGGUGAAAUGCAACUCAUGUGUGCAAGCCUCGAUGACAUCAGUUUUGUCUGUGCCAUAUUGGCGCCAUUUCUAAUACUUUUCGAAAUGAUGUUACGCGCCUAUAACAUAAUUUACAAGCGUGCUAGCUUUAGAGUGCAUCUAGAAGAAUUCUACAAGAAGAUCUACAUUGAACGUUCUUGGAACCCCGAACUCUUUGAGCAGAUACGCCGACAGCAGCUACCCACGAAAUAUUCCACAUCGACAUACAUUAUCACACUUGUGACCUACUUUUAUGUACCAAUUAUGGGUUUGAUACAUCAACAACGCUUACUACCCUUUCCGGUCAUUUAUAAAUAUGAUUAUAAAGCUACCUUUGUGGGCUAUCUUUUAUUUCUCGCCAUGGCAUUGUGGACUGGCUUUGCGGUUGUGGGACCUUUGAUAGCCGAGGCCAAUAUGCUGGCCAUGCAGAUUUUACAUUUGAAUGCACGUUAUACAUUGUUGUUGCGGGAUUUGCGCAAAAUUUCUCAAAAUGCUAUAGAGGGGCACGCCAUGCACAAGGGCGAGGGGGAAAAUGCUACGGUGACCAGCCGCUUUCGCUAUGGGUUAAUUGAUGUCGUUCGCCGCAAUGUGGAAUUGAAUAAAUUCGCCGAGUCGCUGCAGGAGCAAUACUCCUUUCGUGUUUUUGUAAUGAUGGCUUUGAGCGCAACGCUGUUGUGCGUAUUGGGGUUUCUGACAGCAACGAUUGGAUUGUCAACGGAUAAUAUCAGGUUUGUUACCUGGAUAAUUGGCAAGGUGAUCGAAUUGCUAAUCUUUGGACGCUUGGGCACAACGCUCUCUACCACGACAAAUGAGCUGAGCACUUCUUAUUACUCUUGCGGUUGGGAGGAUGUCAUACUUCACUCCACGGACGCUGUCGAAAAUGCAAAGUUAAUGAAGCUUAUGGCACUGGCAAUACAUUUGAAUAGCAAUCCAUUUCGAUUGAGUGGUCUCGCCUUCUUCUAUGUUAACUAUGAGGUGGUGGUGUCGAUUCUAAGAGGCGCAGGUUCUUACUUUACUGUUAUUUACGCCUACCGUUAAACUGAACGAGUGACUGAGACAAAGGAGAGAAUUACUGAUGAGGCUGAGAAAGAUGGGCGAAGGAAAAGACAAAAAUCUACAGCUUUCGUAGAAAUAAGUACAUAGUAGAAAUUAUGAACAAAAAGAAAAAAAUGUAGCAGGAAUGUAGUAGUUAUUCAUUCGGAAAGAAGUACUAAAGUAGAUUUAAA
This is a messenger RNA of Rhagoletis pomonella (apple maggot), 1510 nucleotides long. Its product is annotated as odorant receptor 74a-like. Gene Ontology annotation, molecular function: olfactory receptor activity; odorant binding. Gene Ontology annotation, cellular component: plasma membrane. Bases 75 to 1322 code for a protein of 415 amino acids. The record is from RefSeq and is a predicted model, not a curated record. Gene Ontology annotation, biological process: sensory perception of smell; detection of chemical stimulus involved in sensory perception of smell. The transcript is spliced from 5 exons. NCBI's taxonomy places the organism in Eukaryota, Metazoa, Arthropoda, Insecta, Diptera, Tephritidae.